AUGAAUUCACGCUUUCUCAUCUUCUUAUAUGCCACUGCAUUUAUACCGCUUGCAUCUGCACGUCUCGACCGCAAAGACCAACAUAACGACCGGCGGUGUAACUGUGGGAAGCGUCAGAAAGCAAAAAUUGUUUCUUCGAGAAUCAUCAAUGGUACGGAGGCCCCACCGGAACACUGGCCGUGGGUGGUGGGAAUCUAUGAUUCAACCGACACCUUAGUAUGUGGAGGGUCUUUAAUCAACGAGGAAUAUGUGGUGACCGCAGAGCACUGCUUUGCAAAUAAAGAUGCGUGUGAGUUUUCAAUUCGUCUUGGAACCAUUCUCAGAACCAAUUUCUCUCAAUGUAUCAAUACCCAACAAGAUUCAACUGCACAAAACAUGGCAGUCAAUCAAACAAAAUUACCCAGAGAAGUAGGUGAAGGCAACGUCUCAGUCAACAAGGCUUCAGAAAUCCAAGUGAUCUGUGUUGAAGUUGAAAGCAUCUGCACCCCUAUACAAAAGGAUUGUGGCCCUUUCUUGAAAGACAUUGCUGUUGUAAAAUUAAAAAAUAAAGUCAACUACUCAGAAAAUAUUCAGCCAAUAUGCCUUCCGGAAAACGGUGUCGAUCCUCCUACAAGCAGUCCAGCCUAUGCCGUGGGCUGGGGAAAAAUAUAUGCCCUCCGUUACAGCCCAAAGAUGGAGAACGGCAACCUCCCGGUUUGUCGUCUGCUAGCGGAAUCGAGCGCGUGCCCUCUCUCUUGUUUUACCCCGCCCAACCUGCUGAACUUCCCGAAUGUGUGGAGAGGGUGC
Messenger RNA from Ixodes scapularis (black-legged tick), 786 nucleotides. RefSeq names its product chymotrypsinogen B-like. The annotation marks the transcript as partial. Gene Ontology annotation, biological process: proteolysis. Gene Ontology annotation, molecular function: serine-type endopeptidase activity. NCBI's taxonomy places the organism in Eukaryota, Metazoa, Arthropoda, Arachnida, Ixodida, Ixodidae. The record is from RefSeq and is a predicted model, not a curated record. The transcript is spliced from 5 exons.